Molecule: messenger RNA, 1045 nt
Organism: Argentina anserina (silverweed cinquefoil)
Lineage: Eukaryota; Viridiplantae; Streptophyta; Magnoliopsida; Rosales; Rosaceae
Product: probable pyridoxal 5'-phosphate synthase subunit PDX2
Exons: 7
Coding region: 112-867 (251 amino acids)
Biological process (GO): pyridoxal 5'-phosphate biosynthetic process; pyridoxine metabolic process
Cellular component (GO): cytosol; glutaminase complex
Molecular function (GO): glutaminase activity
Source: RefSeq, a predicted model, not a curated record
UCACCAAACAAGAGGCGCGCUGCGUUUCAUACCUCUACGGCUCUCGCUCGGAAGACAAUCUCUUUCUCUUGUUGUCAGCCCAAAGUCCUCGAAGCUCUGCUCCCGACCAAUAUGGCUCUCGUCGGCGUGCUUGCUUUACAGGGUUCUUACAAUGAACACAUAGCAGUGCUGAGAAGGCUAGGAGUGAAGGGCGCGGAGAUAAAGAAACCAGAGCAACUUGACACAGUGGCCUCACUUAUAAUUCCGGGAGGAGAGAGCACCACUAUGGCUAAGCUUGCCGAGUAUCAUAACAUGUUUCCUGCUUUGCGUGAGUUUGUUAAGAUGGGGAAGCCUGUUUGGGGAACCUGUGCUGGGCUUAUUUUCUUAGCAAACAGAGCUACAGGACAGAAAAUAGGAGGACAAGAACUUGUUGGAGGACUGGAUUGCAUGGUUCACAGAAAUUUCUUUGGCAGUCAGAUCCAAAGUUUUGAGACAGAACUUUCCGUACCAGAGCUUGCUUCGAAGGAAGGUGGUCCUGAACUAUGUCGUGGAGUUUUCAUCCGUGCUCCUGCAAUCCUUGAGGUAGGCCCGGAAGUUGAAGUCCUCGCUGAUUAUCCUGUCCCAGCUAAUACGUGGAAGAAUUCAAAUCCUGGUGUUGAAGGUCUCGAGGAUAACUCUGGGUCUGAGAAGAAAGUGAUUGUAGCAGUCAGACAAGGGAAUUUGCUAGCAACUGCUUUCCACCCUGAACUGACAGCAGACACUCGAUGGCAUAGUUACUUCUUGAGGAUGACAACUGAAACCGAAGGGGCCUCAAGUAGCAUUGUUGCUGUUGGUGCAGAUCUUAAUUCAAACCAACAAACAAAGAUUGACCUCCCUGUAUUUCUAUAGUGGAGAUGAGAUUUGCGGUCAAGCUUAUUUCCUAAUUUUUUGAACUUAUACACUCUUCUCAGUCUGUUUUAUCUGGGUUUUAUUUUUUGACAUUUUGAUGUAUAAUAUCCGUUAAAGGGUCAUUAAUUGUGACCAAGUAUUUGUCAUGUGAUUUCUGCGACUAAUUUAGUUGUAGGGC